AUAAGUGCCGCGAUCCAUAGAGGAGACUUCCGAAUCGUCGGACAGCUAUUGUCAUGUACCUUCACGUAUUUCCCGUGGCCGUCUCAUUCAUUGCGCUCGCCUCGACGGCCGUUGCAGCGGGUGCCCAGAGACCGCUCAUCUGUUACUGGGAGUCCUGGUCAAGAUAUCGUGUGGCCCCUUACACAGGGAGCGUGGAGAACAUACCCAUCCACCUGUGUACGCAUUUGAUCUAUGCCUUCGCUGGCUUAGACGAGAACACAUGGAAAGUCAAGUCUCUCGAGCCAUACUGGGACCUGGAUCUCGGCGGCUUCAACCAGCUCGUUGCACUCAAGCAGAAGAAUCCCAAACUCAAAGUUAGUUUCGCCGUCGGAGGAUGGAACGAAGGCGCGACGAAGUAUUCGGACCUCGUGUCCGACCCGAACCGGAUCAAGAUCUUCGUGGACUCCGUGAUGCAAUGGAUCACGACCUUCGGCUUCGAUGGUCUGGAUCUGGACUGGGAAUAUCCAGCCGACGCCGCAAGAGGUGGGAAAAGCCAGGAUAAAGCAAAUCUCAUCGUACUUCUACGGGCUCUGCGGCAAGCUCUGGGGGAGAAGCUUCUCACGAUCGCCACCUGUAUCCCCGUCGAGAAGAUCGCUGCCGGAUACGACGUUCCGCAAAUGGUCAAAUACGUAGACUUCAUUCACGUUAUGGCAUAUGAUCUCCGAGGUAGUUGGGAUAACGUUAUCGGGAACCACGUCUCGCUGUAUCCCAGCGCGAACGAUCGGGGAUUGUACAGCAAAUUGACUGUGGAGCAAGGAAUGCAGAACUGGCUCGAUGCCGGUGCACCACGCGAGAAACUCAUCAUGGGAUUGGCGUUCUACGGGAGGUCGUUCAAGCUGGCGGACCCAUCGAACAAGUUACAGGGAGCUCUAUCAGGUGGGAGCGGCACUUCAGGUCCCGUUUCCCAACAAGACGGAACGCUGUUCUAUUUCGAGAUCUGUAAGAAACUCCGCGAGGGCUGGACUCGCGUAUUCGAUGAUGACACGAAAACGCCCCGCGCAUUCUCCGGAGACCAGUGGGUCGGCUACGACGACACCGAAGGCAUUCGACACAAAAUUGAGCUCCUCGAUCGGAAGAAAUACGCGGGCGUCAUGAUAUGGGCAAUCGAUCUCGACGACGCGAGCAAUUCCUGUGGAAAGGGUAAUUAUCCAUUGGCGACGGCAACUUUCGAAGCUCUCAGAGGUGAAAACUCCGAGGAGAACGAAAUCGAUGUGGGGACGCGAUCGAGCUCGGGACCGACCGGUUGGAGUACCGUUUCCGAAUCGGAUCAAAAGCGCACGACCGAAUCGGAUCAGAGGCGCACGACCGAAACGAAUACUCGGCGGGAAGUAGUCACGGAAUCCGGACCAAUUGUGGAUUGUUCUUCGGGAGAAGGCUUCUUGCCUCAUCCCACUCAUUGCUCGAUGUUCAUCCGGUGCGUCAGUCGGAAGCCGGUUGAAAUGACCUGUCCCACCGGCCUGAUCUUCGAUGCCUCUGUUUCGGUUUGCAAUUGGCCGGUGGAUGUAGAUCCUAAGCUACCUAAAGGAUGUCCUGAUGCCAAUCCAUAAUGUUGAAAUGAAUAAAUUGAAUUCCCUGCACUUAGAA
Messenger RNA from Galendromus occidentalis (western predatory mite), 1623 nucleotides. Its product is annotated as acidic mammalian chitinase. The transcript is spliced from 3 exons. Gene Ontology annotation, molecular function: chitinase activity; chitin binding. NCBI's taxonomy places the organism in Eukaryota, Metazoa, Arthropoda, Arachnida, Mesostigmata, Phytoseiidae. Gene Ontology annotation, biological process: chitin catabolic process; carbohydrate metabolic process. The coding region runs from base 54 to 1586 and encodes 510 amino acids. Gene Ontology annotation, cellular component: extracellular region. The record is from RefSeq and is a predicted model, not a curated record.